AGCGGCACUGAGCGACGGUAGCGCCCAGCGCCAGCAGGGACCAUGCUGGCAUCAGGCAGGUGGAGGAUGAACAGUGACAGCAAGUGCCCUGCAGACUUGGAAAUGACAGCUCCCAAAAACCAAGACUGCUGGUCGCAGGAGUACAUGCUGACUCUGCUGGAGUGCAUGAAGAACAACCUGCCUGCCAAUGACGGGAGCAAGUUCAAGACCACCGAGUCGCACCUGGACUGGGAGAAAGUGGCUUUCAAGGACUUCUCGGGGGAGAUGUGCAAGAUGAAGUGGAUGGAGAUCUCCAACGUGGUGAGGAAAUUCCAGACCCUCACGGAGCUGAUCAUGGAUGCUGAGGAGCACGUGAAGAAUCCUUACAAGGGCAAAAAGCUCAAGAAACACCCCGACUUCCCCAAGAAGCCCCUGACUCCCUACUUCCGCUUCUUCAUGGAGAAGCGAGCCAAAUACGCCAAACUUCACCCCGAAAUGAGCAACCUGGAUCUCACCAAGAUCCUGUCCAAGAAAUACAAGGAGCUUCCCGAGAAGAAAAAGAUGAAAUACAUCCAGGAUUUCCAGAGAGAGAAGCAGGAGUUUGAGAGGAACCUGAUGAGGUUCAGGGAAGAUCACACAGACCUCAUCCAGAACACCAAGAAAUCCGACGUCCCUGAGUAACCCAAGACCCCCCAGCAGCUGUGGUACAACCACGAGAAGAAGAUCUACCUGAAAGUGCGUCCAGAUGCCACCACGAAGGAGGUAAAAGAGUCGCUGGGCAAGCAGUGGUCUCAACUCUCCAAUAAAAAGAGGCUGAAAUGGAUUCAUAAGGCCCUGGAACAGCGGAAGGAGUACAAGCAGAUCAUGCGUGACUACAUCCAGAAGCACCCAGAGCUGAACCUCAGUGAGGAGGGCAUCACCCACUCCACACUCACCAAGGCUGAGAGGCAGCUGAAGGAUAAGUUCGAUGGACGACCCACCAAACCGCCCCCGAACAGCUAUUCCCUGUACUGUGCCGAGCUGAUGGCCAACAUGAAAGACGUGCACAGCACGGAGUGGAUGGUGCUGUGCAGCCAGCAGUGGAAGCUGCUCUCCCAGAAGGAGAAGGACGCCUACCACAAAAAAUGUGACCAGAAAAAGAAAGACUACGAGAUCGAGCUGCUCCGCUUCCUGGAGAGCUUGCCUGAGGAGGAGCAGCAGCGGGUGCUGGGAGAGGAGAUGUUGGGCAGCAACAGGAAAGGGGCGACGAGUCCUGCAUCCAAAGAGUCCUCACCAGAGACCGGCAAGGCCAGCUCUGAGAAGCCCAAGCGUCCCAUCUCAGCCAUGUUCAUCUUCUCGGAGGAGAAGCGGAAGCAGCUGCAGGAGGAACGGCCGGAGCUGUCAGAGAGCAAGCUGACCCCGCUGCUGGCACGAAUGUAG
Messenger RNA from Coturnix japonica (Japanese quail), 1398 nucleotides. NCBI's taxonomy places the organism in Eukaryota, Metazoa, Chordata, Aves, Galliformes, Phasianidae. The record is from RefSeq and is a predicted model, not a curated record.